AUAAGACAAAAUGCCAGGCAAAAAGGGGGACUCCAAGUCAGCGGCGAAAAAAGGAGGGAAAGCAGAGCCAGAAAAAAGCAAAGGCAAAGAGGAAGAAAAAAAAGGGAAGGAUGACAAAAAGGGUGCUAAAGAUGACCAGAAGGGAGGAAAGGAUGAUAAGAAAAAAGGAAAAGAAGACCCCAAAGGUAAAGGAAAAGAUGAUGGAAAGAAAGGAAAGGACAAAGGAAAGGGGGCGAAGGUGGUUAGUGAGUCAGAAGAGGUGUCAGAUGCAGAGCCCAUUGAGGAUGAUGAAGAGUUAAGUGAAGAAGAAUCAGAUGAGGACACACGCAAGCGUGGACAUGGAAAGGCUGGUGCUAAAGGCAAAGCGGCAAAGGGAAAGUCCAAAUCAAAACACGCUGCAUCAGAUGAGGAAGAAGAUGAAGAAGAAGAAGAGGAUGAGGAAGAUGAGGAAAAUGAAGAAAGUGAAGAAGAUAGGAAAGGAAAAAAGAAAUCGAAAGACGCACAUAAAUCCAAAUCUAAACCUGAGGCAGAGGGAACAAAGAAAAAGGCAAAAAAGAAGGAUGAGGUUCCACCUGAGACUGCACCAGAACCUGCAAAAAAACUAUUUGGCUUCCCUGGAAUCGGGAAGAGCUCAAAGAAGCGUCUAAAAAGUACAUCGAGACUGUUUCUGGGACUUGGCAAACAAAAGAGUUUUGUGGUCAGAAAAAAGAGAAGGAAGUCUGUUUUGAAGAAUGCCCCGAGGCUUCUGAUGCGCUUCAAAGCCAGUAAGAAAAAGAAAAAAGAGAAGGAACAAAAUGACCAGUUGGGACGCAAACCAUCCUACAUGUUACUGAAAAUUGGUGGCAACAAACCAGCAGAGAAGAAAUCAGGGCUGUUCAAAGGACUUUUUGGGAAAAAGAAUGCAGACGAUGGGUCAAAUUUUAAAAACCAAAGUCUGAUAUUGGGUAAAGUUGCUGGAGCAACAAACUGGUUAACUAAAAAGUUCCUCUCCACAAAAUUAAAACAGAGACCAUUUGACAGAAAUCAAGGCCGCUGGGGAAAGUCAAGUAAGAAACGGUUUCCUGGGGGAAGUCGACAAACAAGCAUGCGAGGACCUCACGGGCAUCACAACUACGCAUAUGAACAUGAUUUUGAUGACUAUGACUAUAAUAACCAGGGUAGAAUGAGAAAUGGUGCAUUUAACGGACAGUCAUUCCAGAGAAACCCAAACUGGUAUGAAGAUCCUGAUGACUUCUAUGAAGCGCAGUCACAUGAUCCAGGCUACUAUGAAUUUGAUGAUGAAUACUACAACCCACACAUGGACAUACAGAACGGAGGAGAGUAUUAUGAAAAUGGUAUGGGCUUCUAUAACACAUAUUCUGCACAACAUCAAAUGGGGUACUACCCCGAGGAAAUGGAGUACUAUGACCAACAGCAUCUGAUGGAUCCAUACUACUCUGACAAUAUGGAAUACUAUGAUGAGAACCAGUAUCUAAUGGAGGAUUGUUAUGAACCUUAUGAAGAUGAAACUGAGUUUUAUGACCAAGGUCAGUUUGAUUACUAUGAUGACUCUCAGGAAUUCUAUGACAAUCCAUAUGGUGAAGUUGGAGUAGCUGAUCCAUACAUGAUUCCGUAUGCAGCUUAUGAAGAUCCAUAUCUCCAGAAUUACCAGCUUAAUUACAGUGAAUCAGUGGUUAACCCAUAUCUUGAAUCUUCCUAUGAUAUGUACCAGCCAUAUAGUUAUACCAUGCAUGAGGUCAUGGAGGGUGAUGAGUUUAAUGAUGUUUCUGUUGAGCCAAUGGAUCUUCAAGGAGACAUGUUCAGAGUUCCCAGGCCUCAAGUAAAUCUUUUUGGCAAAGAAAGAAUACCAGUUGAAUUUCCUCCAUUUCCACCACAAUACUAUCCAGAAGAGAUGUCACAGGUUAAUUAUAAAAAUGUACCGUUCAUUCCUGAUGCACGCAUGGAUGGUGCUUUUCCUGCACAAGAAAUGCUGCAUCCAGGGUUACCUCAGGUUCCCACACCAACUGCAAUGUUAAUUAAGCAUGCUAAUAGUCCUCAGGGGUUUAUAAGCCCUAACGCUCAGUCUCCAUAUAUGUCACCCAUGGCCCAAGGUGCUUUCCCCCCCUCACCUACACCAAGCAGGAGGUCCAUGGGAAUGAUGGCUUCCCCUGUACCGAGACCCCUGUCCCCUAUGUUAGGACAAGAAAGAUUCACAGAGCCGCUAAUGGAUAUGGGGCCUCCCCAUCUUCCCAUGCAGAAACAAAGCUUUCACGGCUCUCCUCAGCCCUCGAUACGGAGAAGACAGAGCCCCUCUCCACAGCCCUCCAUACGUGGAUUUGGAGUUAGGAAUGUGCCUCCACCUCCACUAAGAGGAAUGUCAUCUCCACAUAUUCAACGCCCACCUUCCCCAUUUGGAGAGAGAAAAGUCAGCCCAUCUGCUUCUCCAGCAGCCUUUAGUCAUUUCCAGCCUCAGGCUUCAUUUGUAGAAGCCAGGUCUUCCCCAAUUCCUAUGGCUCGGCGAAUGCCUAAGCGAUCGCCCUCAUUCCGCACAGGCCCUCCAGCUGCUGCUCAUGGUUCCAUCCGCAAGCAAAGCCCACCCCAUUCUCCCCGUGCAUCAAUAAGAAGACCCAGCCCAGUUUCAUCCCCAGCAGUAACUCAUCGUCCAUUCGGUGCCAGGAAGCUUCAAGGUUCCACAUCUCCUCCUAGGCAAAUAAGUCCUCCAACUUCUCCCCAAAUGGGCAGGCGUCCUUUGGGAGGUGUUCAGCAAAUGGACUCCAAUAGGCCACGCUCCCCAUUUGCAGCUAACAGAUCAUCACCUGCACCUUCACGGAGAAGUUUUGCAGUUGGUUCAGAAUCUCCACAGCCUCCUCUGCCACCUGGACAAAGAUCACCAUCACCAAGCUUCUCCCGUAGAUCAACCCGUCUUAUGAGAAACCCACCACCUUUUGGAUCACCGGGUGGUCAAUUGCGAGGAAUGGGGCGUCCAAACAUUCCCAUGGGAACAGUAAAACCCUCAUUAGGUCAAAUGGGUCGUUUUAGUGCUCCAACCAAAAAUAUGUCACCAUCCAGAGCAUCCAUACGUAGCAACAGAUCGGUCAUGGCUCAGGACAUCAGAGCUUCCCCAAAGCUUCCAGGUCAUCACCCUGGGAUGGUCAUAAUGGGUCAGAGGCACUUCAUUCCCCCAGGACAAGCAGGAUCCUCACGGAAUACACAAAGACCUGUUGGUCUUGGCCGUCCUCUGAUGGCCAGGCAGUCUUUGAGGCGAAGACCCCCUUCACCACAACCUUCUCUAAAACAUAUUGGGCCUAUAUCACCCCAACCUUCCGUUAGGCAUUUUUCUAGGCCAUCUUCCCCUCACCCCACUAUCAAUCGUGGCUCACCAUUACCAAAGCGUUCCCCUUCCCCUCGUGCACCACCCAUUACUUUUGUAUCAAGUCCUUUUCAAAAUGUUCAAAUGUCAGAAGCAUCUUCCUACCCCAUUGCAGGAGAAUUUGAUCAAAUGAUAAGCAUGCCUCAGUCACCCAUGAUCACCAAUGCACUACAAAAUCCAAGUAUUUCUCAUGCCUCUUAUAAUUCACCCUUUCUGCAACCUGUGCAACCUAAUGUCUCUGAAGUCAUUGGUAUACAGCAGUUUCCUGAACAACCAUCUUCACCCCAAUUAUUAAACGAAUUACAAAAUCCAAAUUUGCUUAACACCAUGUAUACUUCUGUACCUCAAGUCACACCAGUGUUACAUACUGUUCUACAGCAGUCCCCAGAGACACUAGCAUCACCUGUUAUAUCAAAUGCUUUGCAAAAUUCCCAGGUCACUGGAGCAUCUUUCAUCUCACCACUGCAAAGACCAGGCUCUGCAUUAGCCCCUGUCACACACCUUCCUAGCUCACCAUCGAUGCAGCCAUCAAUGCCAUCAUAUGGUCCCGAAACAGUACUUGGACAGAGUCCAGGUCAGGCUGCAUCUCCAACACUUUCUAAUGCAAUUCAAAAUCCUUACCUUCAUAAUGCUUCAUACAAAACAGUUCUUCAGAUGCCUGCCUCCCCCUACUCACCAGUUGUGUCACAAUAUGAUUACAUAGAGGAGCCAGGCCCUGGCCCCCUCCUCACCAAUGCUCUACAAAAUCCUAAUGUCCGAAAUGCUACAUACCGAACACAUUUACAAAGGAGAGGAUCAAGAUAUGCCCCUAGCCCAAGGAGAUCACCAGUUCUCUCAAAUGCUCUACAAAACCAACAAAUCCGGAAAGCUUCUUACCAAACACAUAUGUCUCAUCCAAGUAAAGCCUACGGCUAUGUUCCCACGAACGCUUAUGCCCAGAGCCCUAUUCUGUCAGAUGCACUGCACAAUCCUCAGGUUCGUGGCGCAACCUACAAUCUGCCAGGUGGCACACUGGUACAUGGCAAUCAAAUGGUGGCUCCAGCUACCUCUCCGAUGCUUACUAAUGCUCUACAAAAUCGACAGGUACGGAAUGCUUCCUACAGACUUUCCGAUGGAACCCUAAUAAAUGUGGACCCCUACUUACAACAACCCUUGUCUCCAAACAUCUCUAAUGCCUUAGGUAACACAAACCUCAGAUAUGCUUCUUAUAGACUACCAGAUGGAACUAUAAUCACCACAGACUCCCUUCAACAACAGCAGCAACAACCUUCUUCUCCAAAUCUAGCCAGUGCUUUGCAGAAUCCAAACCUUAAAAAUGCUUCCUACAGACUUCCUCCAGACAAUUCACUCAUUUCAGAAUGCCACCAGAAGCCUGCAUCUCCUAAUCUGUCCCGUGCACUUAGAAACAAUAGCAUUCGAAAUGCAUCCUAUAGGCUGCCAGAUGGAACCGUUAUUUUUACAGAACAACAAGUGGAACCAACUUCUCCAGCCCUGUUAAAUGCACUGCAGAACCCAAUUAUUCGAAAUGCAUCCUAUAGACUAGGUGACGGCACAAUUAUUUUUCCUGAUUAUAAUCAGUCAAAAUCGACCUCCCCAAAUUUAGCGAAUGCACUUCAGAACACACAGAUGAGGAAUGCUAGUUACAGAUUGCCAGAUGGAUCUAUUAUAACCACACAGCUGACUACACCUUCCCCUAAUUUGGCAAGUGCUCUGCAGAAUCCAAACAUGCGUCAUGCUUCCUAUAGGCUACCUGAUGGAAAUAUAAUCAGUGCUAAUCCAGUUCACUCACCAAGCCUGUCCAGUGCCCUGAAAAAUGCAAACAUCAAAAAGGCCUCCUUUAGGCUUCCAGAUGAAUCAAUUUUUUUAAGUUCUAAGCCCACGAGUCCAAACCUGGCAGCGGCCUUGAAAAAUGAAAACCUUCGCAAAGCCUCAUACAGACUACCGGGCGAUUCUCUUAUCUCAGCGACUCCUCAUACAAGCAAUCUGAAACUUUCACAAGCCCUUUUAAACAAAAAUCUUCGUAACGCAAUGUACCGUUUACCCGAUGAAUCUGUUCUCAGGCAAGGUUUUGCUGUUUCAUCGACACCUCAAUUGAGGGAUGCUCUAAAAAACACUGGCCUAAAGAACGCCUCCUACCAACUGCCUUCAGCACUAUCUACUGUCACAGCGUCCGGAUUGAUUAUUGGGCCGGAUGGAAGAUAUGCAAUUGUGACCCCACAAAGAAAAGGUCCUGAAGAACACUGGGCUAUGAAUGCCAGGGACAGACAAAGUGCAGAGGAUGUGUGGGCAGCAGAGAGAGUUUUACCUCAUGGAACUGUACAGAAUCUUACCAAGUGGUCUAUGUACCGGGACGAAAACAUGAUGGACCACCUUUCUCUACCACCCAUUGGUUCUGGAUCCAGGGAAGGUGAGGUGCAGUGGGUACCAGAUCGGGAGGGGGAGCCCACAGGCCAAUGGUAUGAUAAGAUGUACUCUAUACGAAGUCUGCCUACUAUGAGCUACCGAGAGAAACGAGAAGCUGAUGGACUUGAGGACAUGACACAGUUGGAGGAAUUAACAGAAGCGGCUGUUUUAAUGAACGUGAACACUCGCUUUGAACGGGAGCUCAUCUACACUUAUAUCGGCUGCAUUCUGCUGUCGGUGAAUCCAUACAAGUUAUUGAACAUCUAUGGAACAGACAUGGUCCUGCAGUAUAACGGCCACGGCUUAGGUGAAAACCCACCUCACCUUUUUGCAAUUUCAAACCUUGCCUACACAACAAUGAUGGACGUCAAGCAGAACCAGUGCAUUAUCAUCAGUGGAGAAAGCGGGUCAGGAAAAACCGAAGCCACCAAACUGGUCUUGAGAUACCUGACUGCCAUCCACCACGAGCGAAACGUAACACAGCAGAUUGAGAUCCUGGAAGCGACUCCCCUGCUGGAAUCUUUUGGGAAUGCCAAAACGGUGCGGAACGACAACUCCAGUCGCUUCGGGAAGUUUGUCGAGAUCUUUCUGGAGGAAGGAGUGAUUAGCGGUGCCAUAACUUCACAGUAUCUACUGGAGAAGUCCAGGAUUGUGUUUCAGGCAAAAAAUGAAAGGAACUACCACAUUUUUUACGAGAUGUUGGCCGGGCUUCCAGUUCACCAGAAACAAGUCUUCUACCUUCAGGAAGCUGAAACCUACUACUACCUGAACCAGGGUGGUGACUGUGCGAUCGAGGGGAAGGACGACGGCGAGGACUUCAGGCGGAUACACAGUGCCAUGGACAUUCUCCACUUCAGCCCUGAGGACCAGAGCAGUGUCUUCCGAGUGCUUUCGUCCAUCCUUCACCUGGGCAACAUCUUCUUCCACAGACUCGAGCUGCAAGAAGCGACCGGAGUCGUAAGCGCUCAGGAGAUCCGCGUGGUGGCUGACCUGCUUCAGAUUUCUCCAGAAGGACUGCAGAAGGCCAUCACCUAUAAAGUGACGGAAGCCAUGAAGGAGAAAAUAUACACUCCUCUCACCGUAGAGAGUGCUGUGGAUGCCAGAGAUGCCGUUGCCAAGAUCCUCUACUCCCUGCUCUUUCACUGGUUAACCGAGCGAAUCAACAGCCGUGUUUACCCGAGAAACGAGGCUCUGUCCAUAUCUAUCCUGGACAUCUAUGGAUUCGAGGAGUUAGCAUUUAACAGUUUCGAACAGCUCUGCAUCAACUAUGCUAACGAGGCGCUUCAGUUCUUCUUCACGAAAAUCAUUCUGAAGCAGGAACAGGAGGAGUACCUCCGAGAGCAAAUCAGCUGGAAGGAAGUGCCCUUCACGGACAACAAGGCGUGCAUAGACCUCAUCGCUGCUAAGCCUCAUGGGAUACUCCGCAUUCUCGAUGACCAGAGCUGCUUUCCUCAGGCCACUGACCACACCUUCCUUCAGAAGUGCCACUAUCAUCACGGAGAAAAUCCACUGUACUCCAGGCCAAAGAUGCCACUGCCAGAGUUCACCAUCAAACACUACGCAGGACGCGUGACUUAUCAGGUCCAGAAAUUCUUGGAUAAGAAUUAUGAUCAGGUUCGACAAGAGGUGCUGGAGCUCUUUAUGCAAAGCCACAACCGGAUGGUCUCAAAUCUCUUUCUGAAGUAUAGCGAGAUGCUAAAUCAGCAGAAGAAGGGAACACGGAGAGACAGCACCGUUACUCGGCGAUAUCAGCCCUCUACUGUAGCUGCCAAGUUCCAGCAUUCUCUACAGGACCUACUGGACAAGAUGGAGAGGUGUAAUCCUUUAUUCGUGCGCUGCAUCAAGCCAAAUAACAAUAAGGAACCCGGGAUAUUCGAGCCAGAACUGGUGGCCACUCAGCUCAGAUACUCGGGAAUUCUGGACACCAUCCUCAUCAGAAAGGAAGGCUAUCCGGUCCGAAUGACUUUCCAUAAAUUCUUAAACAGGUACAAAGCGCUGCUGGGGCUGAAGAAAACCCCGCCUCCGGACGGAGACAACUGUGUCGUCAUGCUAACAAAGCUGUGUCCAAUCAGAAAAGGAGAUUACCAAGUGGGCGUGUCCAAGCUCUUUCUAAAGGAAAGUGUGUAUCAGCUGUUAGAGAGUAAGCGAGAUCGCGUGAGGCACGUAGCGGCCCUGACGCUCCAGCGAUACGUCCGGAUGUAUUUCACACGAAAAAACUUCAUCAGGUUCCGGCAGAUCAUGAUCAAACUGCAGGCCAGGUCCCGAGGCUACCUCAUGAGGCGGCGUCUCCGACAGAAACGCUUGAUCCUGGUCAGGUUUCGCUCGCCGGUUCAGCUCAUCGUCAACCGCAAGCGCUACAUCAGGGAUAACGUCCUCAUGGUCCGGAUGGCAGAAGAGGCGAGGGUCAGUCGAGAGGUGAUUAACGUGUCCCAGUUGGUCAUUCCUGCUGAACUGGGAGAGCUGCUGCAGGCCACAGCAGAUGGUAAAGAGGUACAUUCUCAGUGUUUGGCUCUGGUUGAAGCUCUCAGAGUGCAGGUUUAUCCUCAACUCACACUCCCUCUGGAUAUCAACAACUAUUUAAUGACCAAAUACAUCCGUUCCAACUUCAGGGAGCUGCAGUUUGGAAUGCUGACCACACCACUGCAAGCUUCUCUGACUCGCCUGGAAGACGAACUGAAACAGGACGCACUCGACAUCUUUUUACUGAUUUUGCGUUUCAUGGGCGACCCGAACCUGAAUGGCGCUCAGGAGAACCUGUUCGGAAAUUAUAUCAUCCAGCGGGGUUUGGCUACUCCACCAAUCAGAGAUGAGAUUUUGGCUGAGGUAGCCAAUCAGGUGUGGAGGAACGAGUACCUGCGGAACGCUGAGAGAGGAUGGCUGCUGAUGGCGGCUUGUCUCAGUUCCUUCGCCCCGAGUGACAAAAUGGCCAAAUAUCUCCUGAAGUUCGUAUCAGAUUACGCUCUGAACGGAUUUAAAGCUGUUUGUCAGCACAAGCUGCUCCAUGCCAUGCAGAAAUGCCAGCUGGGACCCGAGGCGGCUCGGACGUACCCUCUUUCUCUCCUGGAGUGGACGUCCAACCGCAAGAAAGCUCACAUGGCCCUCCAAGUGCACUGCCUUGAUGGAAUGUCUUUGCUGUGUCCACUUCACUCCUGGACGACUGGUGAGGAUCUGGCACAUGAUGUUUUACUGCUCAGGGGCGUGUCCUCAGAGAGCUGCUGUGGUUGGUCAGUGCUAAUGAAAGAGGUGGGGCAGUGGGUGGAGCUUGAAGGCCAUGACUAUGUGAUGGAUCUGGUGUGUGAUCUGGAGCUGCUGCCAGGUUUCCCCAAACAGAAGAGCUACUUCAUCAUCUCCACACACGACCCCACCCGAGUCAGGCACAACGCUAGCAUAAGUCUUUUUGGCAGCGGAUUCAGUGAAGAAGAUGAAGCACCGGUCACCAACAGCCUGCCUAUGUCUAAUGAUCCCUACAGUUCUCAUGACAGAGCUCAGAGGGGAAUGGACCGUUAUGUGGACAGCCUGUUUGACCCUGUACUGUCAGAUGGAACUGGGGAUAUGGACAUGUCCACUCUGUCUGGGAGAAUGAAAGGAGGUGGAGGUGUCGGUGCAGGUCACAGUGAUGAUGUUCCAUCCGCAGUCAGGGUUCCUUUCUCAGCAGCUCAGCAACCAGGAGCGGUGAGGGUCCUGCCUGCUGUUCCAGCUGUGACCAGUGUCCUGCCUGCUGUUCCAGCUGUGACCAGUGUCCCGGCUCAAGAUCCACAGACUCUGAUGGCGCAGCAGCAGCAAGCUCUCAUCAACCAGCAAGCUAUUAUUAUGGCCCAGCAGAUGACCAUGCAGGCCAUGGCCAUGGUGACGACGAGCCCCAUCUCCAGCCCUCCCACCAGUCCUCCUCCUACCCCCUACAUCCCCUACUCUCCCCUCCCCUCCAGCCCCUACUCUGCCUUGCCCCCGAGCCCGUAUGCCAACUUCCUGCCCAGCCCUUACGCACCGGUCACUCCUUCAUCCUACACCAUCACCUCCAGUAUGACCUCGAACUCCGACUCGAACCAUCAGCUAAAGACGACGCACACAUCCAGAACCGUCCAGGAACAGAGUAAAGAGCUGAAAGAAAGUUUGGAGAAGAACCCAGAUCCUGUUCCAGCAAGAGACAAAAAACCAGCCAGAAAACACGCUCCAGUUGCAGUCCUCGGUCCGAUGCGCUCGGCUCCGGCUCCUGGUACCGAGGUGGUGAAAUAUUCCGUCUCUAACUCGGAGCAUAUCGUUCCCAGCCACAACAUAAAGGACAUCAUUAAACAAUACCAAACUCCCCCAGAUCCUCCUCCACAGGAGAGCAGGAGAAGAGAAGGCAAAGCUUUUGUGAAAAAACUCAACCCACAUGACCAGGCCUUAGAGAUUCUGAAGACGCAGGUGGACACUCCUCCUCCUCCUCCACAGAGAAGAGCUCCAGCUUCUGUAACUCGAUCUAAACAAACUGGUCUCAGAUCAACACAGAGCACUAAAAAGAAGGCACCAGAACCACCAUUAAAAAUACACCCAGUGUCCAGAGAUCUGCCCGUAGAAAAAGAAACCAUUCAAACAUCUCUGCACCUCAGCAGCGUGGACGAGUUCUACACCUACACUAACGUCCCGUGGAAGCUCUACCUCAGGAAGGAGGUGUUUUACCCCAAGGACAGCUGGAAUCAGCCCCUUGUGCUGGACCUUAUAUUCAAGCAGAUCGUUAACGACAUGUUCUCCGAGGCCUGUGUGCGCAUCACCAGAGAGGAGAGGAUGAAGAUGAAGGCCUUGUUCGCACAACACCAGAUUGAGCAGAAUUUAAAGGUUCAGGAUGAAGGCGUGAAGAAGGCAGUGGUCUCAGCAGCCCGGGAGUCAUGGGAGAUUUAUUUCUCACGCCUUUUCCCUGCAUCUGGCAGCGUGGGGUCAGGAGUCCAGGUGCUGGCUGUGUCUCACUCCGGGAUCAAGCUCCUGAAAACGGUUCACAGCAGUGCCAAAGUUCCUGAUUACUUCAGAGUUCUGAGAUCAUAUGGGUACACCGACAUCCUCUUCGUCACCAUCCCGUCUCCCAACAUGCUGGAGUUUAAUCUGACCAGUGAGAAGCUCAUCCUGUUCUCGGCCAAAGCUCCUCAGAUCAAGCAGAUGGUGGAUCUCUUCAUCUCUCAGCUGAAGAAGGACUCUGAGUAUGCUGUAGCUGAGAGGAACUACAUCACAGAAGAUCUCACUCUUCUCAGCUUCCAUAAAGGAGACAUCGUCCGGCUGCACGCUGUGGACGGCCUGCAGGAAGGUCAGUUGUACGGAUGUGUGGUGAAGAAGAAGGUCAUCUACCUGGAGGAGGUCAACAGAGACACAACAGACUUCGGUUGGAGGUUCGAGCCCGUGAUGAGUCGCAGCGGGGCGUUUCCCGCAGACUGCGUGGUCCCGGUUUCCGCUCCGGAUUUUCUAAAUCUGCCCUGGGACACGCAGGAAGAGACGAGAACCAGGAGGAGUCAGGAUCGUUUUGGUGAUCCGGUGAAUCCUGAAAUACACAGCAGCAGCGUCUUUCUGGACGGUCAGUACACCAUGGUGGAAUUUGCUCGGAAAUACUUCAGGCAGUGGGGCAGCGGGAAAAGUGACAAAUCCAAGAAAGAUGGAGGCAGAGAUCCUGCAGAAAUGAUCAAAUUCAGCAAGAACCCCAUCCAGGAGUCUCUGAUCCAGUUCAACGAGCCCAACAUGAGCCGAGUCGCUGCCGAAAUGUUCCUGGCCAUAAUGAAGUUCAUGGGUGACCAUCCGCUGCGAGGCCAGUCUGAACAUUUUGUCCUCUGCACCUUUUUGAAGAUGAUUGGUGAACACAGGCUGAUGAGAGAUGAAGCGUACUGUCAAGUCCUGAAACAGAUCACCGCUAACACCAGCUCGGCCCUAGACAGCUGUCAGAGAGGGUGGCGUCUGCUGUACAUCCUCACUGCAUACUGUUCAUGUUCAGACCUCCUCCGUCCGUUCCUGCUGAAAUUCUUACAGGACGCAAGCUCAGGAUCUCAGUUUCAGGGGAUUGCUAAAGCGUGUGAGCAGAACCUGAUGAAGACGUUGCAGUAUGGGGGGAGGAGUGUGUGUCCCAGCAGCAUGGAGCUCAAAGCCAUAGUGGCUGGUCGGAGUUCAAAAAGGCAGCUCUUCCUGUUUCCUGGAGGAAUCGAGCGACAUCUAAAGAUUAAAACCUGCACUGUGGCUUCAGAUGUCAUUGAGGAGUUGUGUUACGAGUUGGCGUUACAGAGACUGGAGUCCGUGAGCGAGUAUGCAGUGUUUAUAGUGACACACAGAGGUCAGAACGUGAGGCCGCUGAAUAAAAGGGAAUAUAUUUUAGACAUCAGCACAGAGGCUGAGAUGAUGGACAGCAGCUACAGCUUCUGGUUCAGACGUGUCAUCUGGACUCAGACGCUGAAGCUGGACAACGAGCUCAGCGUCACGGUUCACUACAACCAGGUCCUCCCAGACUAUCUGAAGGGUUUACUGACCGUUCUCCCUCCAGAUAAGGUCAGCGAGCAGCAGUUCCAUCAGAUCGCUAAACUAGCGGCACUACAGCACAGAGCGAAGGACGUGGUCUCUCCUCCCACCAUUCACGAGCUGGUGGAUUAUAUUCCAGCCCAAGUGUUUAGCAGGCAGGGACCUCAGCAGUGGAUGCACCUGCUUACACAACACACACACGCAGUCCAGAGCCUCAGCCCUCAUCAGGCCAGAUCACAGUUCCUGGGAUUAGUGUGUGCGUUUCCCAUGUUCGGCUCCUCCUUCUUCUACAUCCUGAGCACUAACGACAGCACCAUCUCCACCCCCUGCAUCCUGGCUGUCAAUCAACACGGCCUCCACUUUCUGCACAGAGACACUCACGAGGUUUUAGUGAAGUUCCCUUUAAAGCGAGUCCAGUCUGCGCGCACACAGCGGCCCAGCGCCGGAAAGAGCUACCCUUACGUGGACAUCGUCCUGGAGGACACGAGCAACCACAGAACUACACAACUACAACUGGAACAGGGGCUGGAGCUCUGUCGUGUGGUUGCCAUGCACGUGGAAAAUCUGCUGCUGCGUCAAGAGAAAAGACUCACGCUUCCUCCGAGUGAAAUCACACUCCUGUAACACGGGGACCAUUUCUGCCAUCCCAUAAUACAGACAGUACAGUCACCAUAGCAACGUGGUGCAGAAGGAGAACGUCGUCCGGUUCCUGAUGAUUACAGCUGAACAGAUCACCAUGGACUUUUACACAGACCUGUCAGGAUGUUCUACAGAAAUGUGCUGAUGUUUGUACGCCAUUUUGUAGACGCCACGUCUGUGACUGUUACUGUGUUUACACACACACACAGACACACUCUCUCACACACACACACACUCUCACACACACACACAGACACACAGACACACUCUCUCACACACACACACACACACACACUCUCACACACACACACACACACUGUUACUCAGGAGAAAAUGGAAUUAUUUUUUGGACACCUGGACAUUUGUAGGAACUUUUACACUGAAGGCGUCAGAGCUGGCUGUGUUCAUGUGGCCUGAGGAUAUUUUACACAGGAGACUUCAACACAA
Hemibagrus wyckioides is the source of this 13303-nucleotide messenger RNA. It is a transcript of the gene myo15ab, whose product is annotated as myosin XVAb. Gene Ontology annotation, cellular component: myosin complex; cytoskeleton. The record is from RefSeq and is a predicted model, not a curated record. NCBI's taxonomy places the organism in Eukaryota, Metazoa, Chordata, Actinopteri, Siluriformes, Bagridae. The transcript has 66 exons. Bases 11 to 12841 code for a protein of 4276 amino acids. Gene Ontology annotation, molecular function: protein binding; ATP binding; cytoskeletal motor activity.